Molecule: messenger RNA, 378 nt
Organism: Ilex paraguariensis (yerba mate)
Lineage: Eukaryota; Viridiplantae; Streptophyta; Magnoliopsida; Aquifoliales; Aquifoliaceae
Source: the annotation of a GenBank genome assembly
AUGGUGUUCUUGGUGAGCCAGGGGUGUAUAAAGCCACUCUGUGAUCUCCUAAUUUGUCCUGACCCAAGAAUAGUCACUGUCUGCUUGGAAGGGCUUGAGAACAUUCUAAAGGUUGGGGAAGCUGAGAAAAAUUUGGGUAGCACUGGUGAUGUAAAUGUCUAUGCACAGUUGAUUGAUGAAGCCGAGGGUUUAGAGAAAAUUGAGAACCUUCAGAGUCAUGACAACAAUGAAAUAUAUGAGAAGGCUGUGAAGAUUCUCGAGACAUAUUGGUUGGAGGAGGAUGAUGAGCAGUUGCCACCAGGUGAUGCGUCUCAAUCUGGAUUCCAGUUUGGAGGAAAUGAUGUUCCAGUUCCAUCUGGUGGAUUCAAUUUCGGUUGA